AGGAGGCUAUCAUGUAUAUCACACACCCGGAGGACAGCGCUAUCUGCUCCUUCAGCUUGCCUUCAUCACCAGAGAACACAACACCAUGAGGAACUUCAGCGUGUUUUUGCUUAUUUUUGCUGUAUUUUAUUGUAUCGAGGGCCAGACCACACAACCAGAUUACUGUUCUCUGCCUAAAGAUGAAGGCACUGUAACAGACAAAGAUCCCCGAAUCUACUUGCACUACGACCACACUGAAGAUAAGUGCUUACCAUUUCGCUACAAUGGAGCAGGUGGAAACCAAAACCGCUUCAAUUAUGAGUUUUUCUGCAUGAGAAACUGCUCUCCCAAUGCUGAAAACCUGUACCCUAUAAACCGAACUAAAGCUUGCAACUUGCCAAAAGCUUUAGGUGAAUGUUAUGGUCAUUACAUACGAUAUUACUAUGAUGCUUCUCAAAGAAGGUGUAUGACAUUCUUUUGGACUGGCUGUGUGGGCAAUGGUAACCGUUUCUUGGAUUUAGCACAUUGCAAUGACACGUGUUAUGGAAUAUCAGCUAUUACUGAUGAAGGAGAGGAUAAAAACACUGGUGAUGCCGAAGCAGACACACAAAUCGGCAUCAUUUUGGGAGCUGUUUUAGGUGUUGUUGGAGCCAUCAUUCUAAUAGUUGUGCUUGUUCUGGCACUGAAGAAGCCUAGAAAAAGCAGAAAAGCCAAAGCAAAGGAAGUAAAGGUGAAAGAAGACUCGAACUCUCCUGGGCCUGAAAUACCCCUUCAAAGUAGCGACAAGCCAUAAUGGAUCACACCCAUGGCAGCAUUAAUACCUCUCAUAACUUCAAAUAAAGUCUUGACAUCAGAUCAAGACAUUUUUAGAAAAAGGUUUUAUCAAAUAGUCUUCUUUGGUUUCUUAGCCGCCUUGAGUGAUUUGCACACAAAUGUGGAAUUACUAACACUAAGAAACUUUAAAAGUUCCUGAGAUGAAUAAGCCAUAGAACUAAGUUCUAAAGUUAACCUUUUUUCUAAGAGUUUAAGUAGUCACUGUUGAAAAUAUGACCAGAUAUAUUUAAUAUAACAUGAGUUUCAAGAUAUUUACAUGAACUAAAAUACAAGAAACUACAAAUAUUGAUGUCAUUUUAAUGGUGUGUAAAUUUUAAAUACAGUAUGUCCCUCAUGAUAUUGACUUAAACUUUGUCUUAUAAAGGGUGUCUGGUAAACAUUUUAAUAAAAAAAAGCUGAUUCCAGA
This is a messenger RNA of Clarias gariepinus (North African catfish), 1219 nucleotides long. Its product is annotated as BPTI/Kunitz domain-containing protein. The record is from RefSeq and is a predicted model, not a curated record. The coding region runs from base 86 to 772 and encodes 228 amino acids. NCBI's taxonomy places the organism in Eukaryota, Metazoa, Chordata, Actinopteri, Siluriformes, Clariidae. The transcript is spliced from 7 exons. Gene Ontology annotation, molecular function: serine-type endopeptidase inhibitor activity.